AUGAAAUUCUUUCAAAUCCCUCUGGAACCUGCCUAUCCAAUGGCUUUUCAAGCCGUAACUGAACCACCCUCUGCCUCUCCCAAGUGGCAAGGAUUUGGUAUCAACAAGUACAGAGACGUCCAGGCAUUGUCCGCCAUGAGGGAUACACCAUCAAUGGUUCAGAAACUUUUAGAAGAGGAAAGAGAGGCUGUAAAGUCCGCACUUCAAGCAGUUGAUGAACAUAUGCAACUAAAGAAAAAAGAAGUGGAAGAAGUACACAGAAAACUUAUGAAAGAUGAACCAGUCAAGGAACAUUUUAGGGCAGCAUUCCAGAUGGAUUUAUCCAGAAGUAACAGAAGUGGUCGGGUCUCCAGCAGUUACACACCAGUGUAUAACACACCAGUAAAAAUGCAGCAAAAACCCGUUUUUCUGGAAGCUAUAUAUGAAGAAGACAAUGACUCUGGAGCGUUAUCUAUGACCAGUAAUAAAAAUGAAAAGCGGCCAGAACGCAUUAGGCAUAGUGCUAUGCCACGAAAUCUUACAGCUAAGUCACGAUGUUCUGUGAAAGAAAAAGUGACUUCUGCAAGGCCUAGAGCUUCUGAAAUUUCCGUUCUCCCUCCUAUUGAUAUGGGUUGGAGUAAUGUUCCCACUGAUGGCUUUUACGUGGGCCCUCUCAAUUACAGAUGGCAACGUGUUGCUGAUAAUUAUAUAGAUAGUGAGCAGCGCGUUCGCAGCAGAAGAAGAUGUCGAUCUAGAGCUCAAGAAACUAGACUCCGUCUAGGAUAUCAAGAUGACGACGAGACAGAGGAUGAAUAUGCGCGUGAUGGACUCGUAGAAAUGGAAAUGAGACUGCCAAGGAAACGGCAAAUUACUUUCGGUCCUCCUCACAGCACUUCUUACAGCCGGUGGUUCAGUCAUUUCAACGGACUUGACAGUCAUUUUAACUAA
Uloborus diversus is the source of this 927-nucleotide messenger RNA. RefSeq lists its product as uncharacterized. Lineage: Eukaryota; Metazoa; Arthropoda; Arachnida; Araneae; Uloboridae. The record is from RefSeq and is a predicted model, not a curated record. The transcript has 6 exons. The coding region runs from base 1 to 927 and encodes 308 amino acids.